Spirometra erinaceieuropaei is the source of this 482-nucleotide messenger RNA. Lineage: Eukaryota; Metazoa; Platyhelminthes; Cestoda; Diphyllobothriidea; Diphyllobothriidae. The record is from the annotation of a GenBank genome assembly.
AUGACCGCUGAGUCAGACACCACGGUCUCGUCGUCAGCCCAAUUCCCGGAGAAACUCAAAGGGGUUAGCCUCCGUUAAAAUGAGGUCAUGGUAUCUUUUGAUGUUACAUCCCUUCUUCUAUUCCUUAGGACCUGGCGAUCGAGACAAUCGAGUGGCUUCUACAAAGCAAAUACGAUGAAACGGAGAAAAGUCUUGGACACGCCCAAAUCCUCCAGCUCCUAAAGUUCUGUCUCAGGACGUACUUCAUGUUCGACAGGACAAUUUACGAACAGGUGAAGGGCACACCAAUGGGUUCGCCGAUUUCGGGGUUCAUCGCCGAGGCGGUCCUGCUACGGUUGGAGUCGCUGGUCUUCCAACUCCACAAACCGAAGUUCUGGGCCCGGUAUGUGGAUGAAACCUUCGUCGUUAUCGACCGGGAUCAACUGGUGACAUUCAAGGAACGUCUGAAUGCGGUCUUUCAGGCCAUACAUUUUACGAUGUAG